AUGGAGUCGGUACCGGGAGUAUCGGACUUCGACAUGGUGACAGAAUCGAAUCGAUUUAUCCAAAAACCAAUAGCCGUACUUGGCAUGGCUUGCCGGCUACCGGGACAUAGUAAUUCACCUAGGAAGCUGUGGGAGUUUCUGAUGCGAGGAGAGGUAGCAUGGACGGAGGUCCCCAAAUCGCGAUUUAAUAUCAAGGCCUUCUACGAUGGGUCUGACAAACCGGGGACAUUAAGAUCUUCGGGAGCGAUGUUCAUGGAAUCAGUAAACCCAGCAGUGUUCGAUGCAUCAUUCUUUAAUAUUUCACCACAGGAAGCAAUUUCAAUGGAUCCACAGCAGAGAAUAUUGCUCGAGGUUAUUUAUGAAGGACUGGAACAUGCGGGGCUUGCGUUGGAGUCGUUGGCAGGGGAGAAAUAUGGGUGCUUCGUGGGAGGAUAUACUGGAGAUCAUCGGGAACUACUCGCACGCGAUCCGGAUUCUUCGCCAAGCAAUGUGGGCAUUGGCUGUUCAGGGGCGAUGCUGAGCAAUCGGAUCAGUCACUUCCUCGAUAUAAAAGGCCCCAGUAUGCCAGUUGAUACGGCCUGCUCCAGCUCUAUAGUGGCAUUGGAAAUCGCAUGUAAAUUCCUUCACACAGGUGAAAUCAAUGGUGCCAUCGUAGCUGCUUCGAACCUAGUCCUGGACCCUGGGUAUGGAUGCGAUUCCGGGCCUAUCAAAAACACACAUUCACCAACCGGACGGUGUCAUACAUUCGAUGCCAAAGCCGACGGAUACGUCAAAGCGGAGGGCAUCAGCGCCGUAAUCCUAAAGCGUUUCGACGAUGCUAUUCAAGAUGGCGAUCCAAUCCGAGCUGUUAUUCGGGGAACCGCCAGCAAUCACAAUGGCCGUACUCCGGGAAUCGCCUCGCCCAGUGCUGAAGCGCAGGCAGCUGCUAUCCAAAUGGCAUACUCAAAUGCUAACAUUACGGACUAUUCCCUCACUGGGUACCUGGAAUGCCAUGGAACAGGAACAUUGGCGGGAGAUCCGGUCGAAGCGAGGGGCAUUUCAUCGGUCUUUUCGGCCUCUCGACCAUUCGAUAAGCCGCUACAUAUUGGCUCAAUUAAAAGCAACAUAGGGCAUUCAGAGACUGCGGCAGGGCUAUCUGGCCUGAUAAAAGCUAUCAUGGUCCUGGAAACUGGACAGAUUCCGGGGAACCCGACAUUCGAAAACCCGAGCCCUAAAAUUGACUUCCAAGCGCUCAGGUUAAAGGUUCAGAAGAAUGCGAUACCCUUUCCCAACAUGCCCUUUCGGCGGGUAGGGGUCAACAACUUCGGCUUCGGCGGCAGCAAUUCGCAUGUUAUCUUAGAAGAGCCGAAAGCAUUGAUUGACGGCUACCGCCCAGUGCAUACUAGUUCUUAUGACCCUGCGGUUGAAAAUAGUAUACCAGCCGAUGAUCAUAACUGUCACCAGUCCUAUAUACUCUGCUUUUCAGCGAACGACGAAAGGUCUCUCAAGAGAUAUAUUGAAAGGAUUUCCCAGCACUUCGGUGAUCCCAAUGUUCACGCCAAGCUGCGGGACGUAGCGUAUACUUUGAAUAUGCGCAGAAGCCAUCUCUUCCACAGAGGGUACCUUAUCACCAAGCAGUCACAUAAUCUCAACUUUGCGUCUGUCGUGUAUGGGAAGAGAAACAUCUAUCCUCCAAGAUUGGGAUUUGUGUUCACUGGACAAGGAGCGCAAUGGCCAGAAAUGGGCCGAGAGCUUCUUGAAGCGUUUCCUGCAGCGAGGAUGUGCGUUGAAAAUUUAGAUAUCAUCCUUCAAGCCCUCCCAGAUCCGCCGAGUUGGUCCUUGUACGACGAAUUAAUUCAGCCUCGCACGCCCGAACAUACUCGCAAACCUGAGUUUAGUCAGCCACUAGUCACAGCCUUACAGAUGGCUCUUAUCGUAGUACUCGGAAGCUGGCGCAUCUCACCUAAGAGCGUUGUCGGUCACUCGUCUGGAGAGAUUGCUGCAGCGUAUGCUGCUGGCUACGUUACUGACGCAGAAGCUAUAAUUAUUGCAUACCACCGCGGCCUAGCCGCCCACGAGGGACGACAGAAUGACAGUGCUCCUCUAGGAAUGCUUGCUGUGGGCUUAGGCGCAGAGAAAAUUUUGCCCUAUCUUUCUGAAUUUGGAGAGGUACAGAUCGCUUGUUACAAUAGUCCCACCAGCGUGACUUUGUCAGGUGUAGCCAGUGCACUGGAGCAACUUAAAGAGAGACUUACCAAGGACGGUGUCUUCGCUCGUAUGCUACAAGUAGACCUGGCAUAUCAUUCCAACUAUAUGCAUGACAUUGGCGAAGUUUAUGAGAGGCUGUUAAGUCGUGACCUUCCCUCACAAUCUCGCCAAUUCCCCGCAUCGAAUUCCGUGACAAUGGUCUCAUCGGUGACUGGCUGCAAACAAGAAACACCUCCAGAUAUCACGUACUGGAAAACAAACAUGACCUCUCCGGUGCGCUUCGCGGACGCUAUUCGUACCAUGUUAUCUACGAAAGACUCGGUAGACUUCUUGAUCGAGAUUGGCCCAAGCGGGGCUCUCAAAGGCCCCAUUUCUCAAAUUCAGAGCAACCUCUGCGGUGCAGCAACCAGUACCACGUACCAUGCUGCGCUGCAUCGGGACGCAGCCUCCACUCAUUCAACUCUUGCUAUUGCGGGUGAACUAUUUCUUGCCGGCCUACCGAUAAACCUUGAGAAAGUGAACGAGGACACGCAGCACUCUCCGCCAUUGGUAGUCAUUGAUCUGCCAAAUUAUUGCUGGAACCACUCAACACAAUACUGGCAUGAGAGCCAAGCAAGUAAGGACUGGCGCUUUAAGCCAUUCACUCACCAUGACCUGAUCGGAAGUAAGAUCCUUGGAACACCGUGGUCUAAUCCAACAUUCAAGAAAACCUUGAAUCUCGCCCAUCUCCCAUGGCUUCGUGACCAUAAAAUUGGUUCAGACGUUGUCUUCCCUGCGUCCGGAUACAUCGCAAUGGCUGUUGAGGCAAUGUAUCAGGUAAGUUGCAUGCAGCAACCGGAUAUUGCCGCCACCUCCCACGAACUGGGAUACCGGUUACGCAAUAUACGCUUCGAUAUAGCAUUAGUCCUGGAUGACGAGGUAGACUCAGUCAUCUAUCUGGCGAUGAACCCUUCCUCUGGAGCAAACCGAACCUGGUACGAGUUCACUGUAUCGUCCUCACGAGAAAACGUUACUACGACGCACGCUAGCGGAAUGAUCUGCCUUCAAGAGCCUAUCAUGGAUCAUGCUUCCGAGACAGAUAUUACUCCUCUACAGCACUCAUCUCCGGGGCAUCUAUGGACAAAGGCCUGCGCGGAGCUCGGAUACAAUUAUGGGCCAGCGUUCCAUAUUUUGGAACAAGUCGAAGCACGCGCUGGGAAACGGUAUGCUCGCUCCCUUAUUACACUAACCGAUCCUCCUUCAGCCUAUGAACCCCAGUCUUCGUAUCCCUUUCAUCCCGCAGCGCUGGACGGUGCCUUCCGAGCUACUAUGCCUAGCUUUUUUGCGGACAGUAGUAAGGUGUGUGAGGUUCUCAUUCCGGCUAUGGUGGACGACAUGGUCAUCAAUCCUAAUCAAGCUCGACAUCACGUCGGUAUGGCAGUAGCCUCGUGCAAGUAUUCUGGGCGCGGGCGUAAGGAUACUGGGAAAAGCUACUUAGGAAACGUUUCUGUCUACGAUCCAACCAGUGGUGCCCUGCUCAUCCGGGUGACAGGGUUAUCCAAUCACCAAAUUGAUCUUGGGAUUGACCCUUUGUCUCGACACACUCUGACACAGGAUAUAAUAAAGCCAGACAUCAGCACACUGAGCCAGGAGUCAAUAAACAAGCUCAGUUAUGGUCAUCGCGAGAUGAUCCCACUAUUGCUAGAGUUAGCCGUACACAAGAAACCCUCCCUGAAAGUACUCGAGGUCGACCUUGACUCAGGUGGCCUGUAUAGUCUUUGGCUCGAAUUUCUGCAAGUUUCUGGUGCAGCUCACCAACAAUACUGCUUCAAGGCGCUCGAUGAAGUACUUAUUACCGAUAUUAAGGGCUUAUAUGAGGACAAAACAAAUUGUUCUUUUGGCGUCAUCGAUCGUGAGGGCAGCCGAUUAGGCUUUGCGGAGGAGGACAUAUUCGACCUGGUCAUCCUCAAAGGCAUCUCACCGUUGACUAAUAAGUCAUCGUUGGUUGUAGAUGCUGUAAGGGGCCUGGUAUCACCCGACGGACACGUUAUAGUGAUUGACCAUUCGGCUCCUGGCCGCGUUAUCGCCCCCAGAUAUUCUUUAGGGGGCAAGAUUAAAGAGCUCGCGUUUUCAAAAGUUCUAUCAGUUCCACAUCAGCAGAGCAAGGUCCUCUUAUGUUCCCCCUCUGGUGGUCUAUCAGCGACAGAGAAGGAACUCCAUGUGGUUUAUUUCGAAGAGACCACCCGUUUUCCACUUGUAACUCAGAAAUACCUGGAACAAAAAGGAUGGCACGUCAUUGAACAUAAAUGUCCUAGCGAAGAUGUUCCAGCAGGGGCCACAGUUCUCAUUAUCGACGAGAAAUUUGAACCAGUAUUAACGCACGUCUCCAAAGUACAGUGGCUUUGUCUUCGUCGGCUAGUCACCCGCAGUUGUAAGCUUCUCUGGGUAACGCAAGGCGGCCAGAUGUCAGCACCUAAACCUGACAACGCCCUUGUUGUUGGAUUAUUACGAUCCAUUCGCUCUGAGGAUCCCAACGCGACUGCGAUGACCUUAGAUAUGCACAGUCUCGAUGAUUCACACCUGGCGCAUUGUAUAGCUGUGGUUCUGGGGCAACUUCAGCGUCCGCAAGACAGGUGGAUUUCUGACAGCGAGUACGUUGAAUACAACGGCAUCCUGCACGUCCACCGUAUCGUCCCGUACUGCCCUUUGAACCAUGAAGUUAAAUCUUGGAUGAAGGAACCCGUUAUAAAAUGUCUGUCGAGCAACGAAGCCAUGACGCAACUUAGGGCUGAAAAAAUAGGCACGUUGGACGGAUUACACUUUGCUGAAGUGUCAAACGAUCCUCCUCCGGAAGGCCAUGUGGAAAUUGAGGUCAAGGCAGUCGGAUUGAAUUUCAAAGAUGUGGCAGUCGCCAUGGGCAUAGUACCAGAAAACGAAUAUUUACUGGGCCUGGAGGGCUCUGGAAUUAUUCGUCGUGUUUCAGCGCACGUCGAUCACAGCAUAAUAGACAACCGAGUGGUGUUCAUGGCUAAAGGGGCAGUGGCCAACCGCAUCCACGUUCCCUUGGAAUUCACACACACUAUUCCUGAUGUAAUGUCCUACGAAGAGGCAGCUACCAUACCGGUUGUAUUCUGUACUGCUCUUUACGCCUUGUGUGAUAUGGGUAAUCUCCGUCGUGGCCAAACUGUGCUUAUCCACUCUGCCGCCGGCGGUGUGGGCAUUGCCUGCAUACAGCUGGCCCAGUAUAUUGGCGCAGACAUUUACGUGACAGUUAGCACAGAAGAGAAGCGCUCGUUUCUACACAAAACAUUUGGAAUCCCAUAUGAGCACAUGUCCUCAUCGCGAUGCCCGAAAUUCGCAGCCGAGAUUAUGAAAGCCACAAAUGGCAAGGGCAUCGACGUUAUUGUAAACUCCCUCACGGGUGACCUGCUAGAUGCCACCUGGCGGAUCUGCUCAGAUGGUGGAAUUAUGGUUGAACUUGGCAAAAGAGACAUUGUCCAGCGCAAUUACCUAUCUAUGGAGCCUUUCGAUCGAGGCUGUUCAUUUCGCGCAGUGGACCUCUCACAUGGGGAGUUGCUACAGAAAGUGCCAGGCCUCCUAAAGCGCAUCUUCGCACUUCAAGCCGAAAAUCACAUCCGGCCUAUCGCCCCAAUUACAACCUUCUCCAUGACCCAGACCCCAGAAGCUUUCGCGUAUAUACGCAGUGGCCGCCACAUAGGCAAAGUUGUUAUCCGCGAUGAAGUCGAAAUGGCAGAACAGAAAGUACCUAUGCGAUCUCUACGCAAAGACCUCUCCUUCCAUGAUGGAUUGGCAUAUUUUAUUGUCGGUGGGCUCAAGGGCCUCUGUGGCAGCCUGGCCAAGCAUUUGGCGCACCGCGGAGCCCGACAUUUGGUCGUCAUGUCCCGCAGCGGAUGCACCGACAGUCGCUCGCAGAAGGUCAUGGCACAUUGCCAAUCGCUUGGGUGCGAAGUACAUAUCUGCCGCGGCGAUGUGUCGCGCAUUCUCGACGUCCGACGGGCAUUUAUGACGGCUCCUGCCCCUAUCGGAGGCAUCGUGCAAGGAGUGAUGGCACUUCGGGACCGGCCUUACGAAAUGAUGACGGUCGAGGAAUAUCACCAGUCUAUCGAGGGGAAGGUGCAAGGUACUUGGAAUCUUCACCAUGUAUCGGUGGAAAAUGGACGUCGUCUUGAUUUCUUCCUGCUGCUGUCCAGUAUCUCCAGCGUAGUCGGAAGCCCAGGCCAAGCCAACUACUCGGCCGCAAACAGCUUCUUGGAUUCCUUUGCGGUGUAUCGCCGAUCGAUGGGUCUCGCUGCUCAAACAGUUAAUCUAGGCGUGGUGGAAGACGUGGGUGCUGUCGCCGAGUCGCAGGACUUGUUGCAACGCCAUCAGGCGUCCAACGAAUUGAUUGGCAUACCUGAUCGUGUGCUGCAUUGUAUAUUGGACUGUUCUCUCCGGCACCAAUACCUCACGACACUCACUUCGGACUCCCACCAUCCAAAACAUAAGCGUCCAUGCCGUCUAAUUACAGGACUAAAGGUCCCCCAAGAUCCCGCAAAAUCCGGCCUUCGAUUUGACCCGCGCUUCCAAGGGCUGUUCAUCGCCAAUGACGUGUCAUCCGACUCCGAAACAGGAAGAAACGGCACCGACGACAUUGGUACCGCAGUGCAAAGCUUCCGCGCCCGUGUUUGCUCCGGAGCAACAGCAGAAGAGCUCCUCGAGUUGUGUCUGCAGAUUCUUACAGCUCGGCUGGUGCAGAUGUUGCGUAGGAGCGCCGAACAAUGGAUUGAACCAGGACAACCAUUAUCAGUGUACGGACUGGAUUCGUUGUCAACAGUUGAACUGCGAAACUGGAUCAAGGCUGAGAUGGGCGCCAAAGUAACGACGUUCGAUAUACUUAGUGCCAAUAGUUUAAUCAUGUUAGGGGAACGUUUGGGGAAGACUAGCCAGUCCCGAGAAUGGAUGGACGAUUGUCUGCGGAAGAACCCAAGCUACGCAUCCGAAAUCAUAACCGACCAGUCAGGCGAGCGGUUUAUCAGAAAGAACUUCGCCUUUCGUCCUGAUAUUAUCGAAACUUACCUCGCCCUCUCCCUCCCGAUUCAUAGAGCAGAUUUUCUUCGUUAUCUAAUACUGUUCGCUGAAGGCGGAAUCUGGUUCGAUCCCAAUGUCUCGUGUGAAGACACGCCUAUAAACAACUGGAUCCCGAGGGGAUUCAAGGAUGUGGUUAGUCUCGUCGUUGGAUUGGAGUUCGAUGCGGGCUACGAUGAAGAUAUUGUCCGUCAGUUUGCGACAUGGACCAUAGUGGCGGCGCCCAGGUCACCACAUAUAUUGAGGGUGAUCGACGACAUUGUGGAUGCUGUGCGUGAGGCAACUCAAGGAGGCGAUGUUUCCGGGGAUACGUUUGGUGAUGUGGUGAAUUUUACUGGUCCUGGGGGAUUUACCCGAGGGAUAUUUAAGAGUUUGGGGUUGGCUAUAGAGGGAACAUUUGUCAAAGAAAAGAUGUUUAAUGUUGUGAGACCGGUUUUAGUUGAGGACGUUAUGAUCAUGCCUGGGUAUUCGUUCGCAGCAUCGAUAAAUACGUACGAUAAUCCCAAUGUGGUCGGCCCUCCGUUGGUCAGGCACCAUAAUGUUGGCAGUUAG
Aspergillus tanneri is the source of this 7803-nucleotide messenger RNA. RefSeq names its product Type I Polyketide synthases (Type I PKS). The transcript has 9 exons. Bases 1 to 7803 code for a protein of 2600 amino acids. Lineage: Eukaryota; Fungi; Ascomycota; Eurotiomycetes; Eurotiales; Aspergillaceae. Gene Ontology annotation, biological process: fatty acid biosynthetic process; secondary metabolite biosynthetic process. Gene Ontology annotation, molecular function: phosphopantetheine binding; oxidoreductase activity; fatty acid synthase activity. The record is from RefSeq and is a predicted model, not a curated record.